GGCAGGCCAGACAUUGGCACUAGCCUCUCCGAGGAGGGGGCACUCAGUUCCUCUCGUGUGCCUUCGUGUUUCAUUACAUCUUGAGUUGAAGAAAAAAGAAGAGGGAAAAGUGUCUCCAAUUUUCCUCCUGCAAACACCCGAGAAAUAUCAAACCGAGAUUUGAGAUUAAUUAACGAUAAAACUGCGGGUGUUUUCACGAUCAAGGGGACUUGGUUAUCACGAGAAUAGAACAACAAUCGGUGAAACACAUCUUCCGCCAUUCUAGAUUUCACGGUUUAGGGGAGAGACCCUUCCCAAGAGGAUUUUCAGAAUGUCUCUCUGGGCAAAAGCACAGCAGCUGCCCCAGGAGUCACUGCAGCAGGUGCGCUCAGUGUAUGGGGAGCAUUUUCCCAUUGAAGUGAGACACUUCUUGUCGUCAUGGAUCGAGGAGAAAAUGUGGACUGACAUCGAGCCAGACAACCCGCAGUACGAGCAAUACACAACGAACCUCGUGGGUUCAUUGAUCCAGGAACUAGAGACAAAAGCAGCCUCUCUCCACACAGAAGACCUCUUCCUCACGAAGCUCAAGUUGAUCGAGGCAGCGAAGACCUUUCGUCAGCGUUACUCCCAGAAUCCAGCGACCCUCUUCCGCAUAAUCCGCCACUGCCUGGGGACCGAGAUGAAGCUGGUGGCGCAGGUGGAGAACCUGGGAGGAGCCCUGAUGAGCAUGGCGCAUGGCAGAGUGGGUCUGAUGGUUGGUGAUGCAGUGGCAGAAAUAGCACAGCAAGUGGAGGCUCUUCGUCGCAGGACCCAGGAGACUGGAGAGGACCUUCGCAAGAUGGAGCAGGAGCAGGAGGCCUUCGCCAUCAGUUACCACGAGUGCACGAAGGUCAAUGCUCACCUCCAACAACUGGCAACUCACCCCCAGAGCCAGCAGAGCAUUGAGGCAGAGAAGAAACUCAGACGACAGAAGGAGCAGCAGGAGCAGCUUCUCAAUCACAAAGUGGCCAGUCUCAUGCAGCUGCGUUUGACACUCGCUGACAAGCUCAAGGACACCAUCACCAGACUCGCCAGUCUGCAGUCUCGAGUCCUGGAUGAGGAGCUCAUCAGGUGGAAGAGAGACCAGCAAUUGGCAGGUAACGGAGCGCCCUUCAACAGCACCCUGGACUCCAUCCAGGAGUGGUGUGACAGUUUAGCCGAGUUGAUUUGGUUGAAUCGUCAGCAGAUAAAGGAGGCAGAGCGACUCAAGCAGAAGUUGGCGCUGGAUCCCCCAGGUGUCCAGGACAUCCUCCCGACCUUGAACUCCCAGAUAACCCAGCUGCUGAGUUCCUUAGUGACAAGUACAUUCAUAAUCGAGAAGCAGCCGCCCCAGGUCAUGAAGACAAACACAAGGUUCACGAGUACAGUGAGACUGCUGGUCGGUGGAAAGUUGAAUGUUCACAUGACACCCCCUCAGGUGAAGGUCUCGAUCACCAGCGAGGCCCAGGCAAACUCCCUCCUGAAGAACGACAAGAUGACGAAGAGUGGAGAGGCCAGUGGUGAGAUUCUCAACAACACUGGCACCAUGGAGUACCAUCAGGCCACCAGACAGCUGUCCGUAAGCUUCAGGAAUAUGCAGCUGAAGAAGAUCAAAAGGGCAGAGAAAAAGGGAACGGAGUCUGUGAUGGACGAGAAGUUCUCGCUGCUGUUCCAGUCGCAGUUCAGCGUUGGAGGGGGCGAACUUGUGUUCCAGGUGUGGACACUGAGCCUCCCAGUGGUGGUUAUUGUCCAUGGAAACCAGGAGCCCCACGCCUGGGCCACUGUCACCUGGGACAAUGCCUUCGCCGAGCCCGGGAGAGUGCCAUUUGCAGUUCCAGACAGGGUGCCUUGGUCACAGGUGGCUGAGGCACUCAACGUCAAGUUCAGAUCGGCAACAGGCAGGUCCCUGAUGGAGGACAAUCUUCGGUUUCUCGCGGAGAAGGCGUUCAGAGGGGGUGUGGGCAGUGUAGCCAAUCCUGGAGCCACUCCAUCUCCAAAUAUGUCAGGCCAAGAGCAGGAUUACUCGAAUCUCCAUCUGAGCUGGGCUCAGUUUUGCAAGGAGCCUCUGCCAGAGCGCAAUUUCACCUUCUGGGAGUGGUUCUAUGCGGUGAUGAAACUGACGAGGGAGCACCUGAGGGGACCCUGGAUCGACGGUUACAUUCUGGGAUUUGUUAGGAAGAAGCAGGCUGAGGAGAUGCUGGCCUCAUGUCCCUCGGGCACAUUUUUAAUGCGUUUCUCAGACUCCGAGCUCGGUGGCGUCACCAUCGCCUGGGUCGGCGAUCAGUCUGAGGUCUUUAUGCUCCAGCCAUUCACCAGCAAGGACUUUGCCAUCAGGAGUCUUGCUGACAGGGUCUCUGAUCUCCAUCAUCUAUUGUAUCUUUAUCCUGAUCUAUCCAAGGAUCAGGCAUUCUCCAAGUACUACACUCCAUUCACUGAGAAUCAACCGACUUCGAAUAAUGGUUAUGUCAAGCCAUUACUCGUGACACAUGUGCCAGGAUGGGGUGGCCCUGGGGUGGGGGGACAGACACCAUCGCAUUCUUCCAUCGUUGGAAUUGGCGGUGGGGGACAGGGGGGACAUGGGGGCAGCUAUCCAGCUACUCCUUCCACUAUGUUCCAGGCACACAGCCCGGAUCCCUCGGUCACCAGGGAUACACCGUCCGUUGCUUCGAGCUAUGCUCCGGGCCUCGGUCAGUCGGGUGUUGGUCGACCAAGUGACAUGGACUACGUGGAAUUGAUGGGACACAGUGAUCUGGCGUCAAUCGAUGAAAAUCUCAACCUGGAUCAGCUCAAUGGAUUUGGGUUUGGUGAAUUUAUGCAGACUUACAAGCCCCAGUAGGUACGUUCACCAGCAAUAUCCAUCAGCAAAGAGAGGCCCUCAAAUAUCUCCAGACCAUCAAAGAAAAUUUACGAAUUUUUGUUUUCAUUUUGAAGGGCUUUUUUUGAGCCUUAAAAUGAGACUUGACUCGUCCAAAUGGCAUCGUUGGGUCAGGAGUUAUUGAAGAUCAAAGGGAGGUUCGUUUUACCUCUUCUGUCCCUCAUUGGGGGAUGGAAAAAAUUAUUUCGCAUGAGAAAGCUAUAUUUUUUUUUAUUGUGGAAUGGUUGGGGGAUGAGUGAGAGAAUUUGAGGGGGAGAUAUCCUCGUUAUUUUGAUGCACAGAAUGCCACGUGUACGUGAUAAGUAGUUAACGAAAGGUUAUUGAUGUAAUUAUUGUGUACGCAUUUGGUGGAUGCAAACAUAUUUUUGAUGACUGUUUAAAUUUAAGAGUUUAAGAGGUGAAUUGGGUGGGACAUUACGGGGAGAUCUUGAGAAUUAUAAACAGAGAAUUAUUCCUAAAGAGGAGGAUUAUCGGUUUUAAAGGAGUGGGGUAGAACAGGAUGGCUUUUUCGUCAAUAUCUUCAGUUUGGCAGAGUGAAAUUCAAACUUUUUUCUUUCAUUUUCAAGAUAUUUUUUCACGCCUCAAAAUGAGCACCGACUCGUCGAAAUCGCAUCGUUAGUUCGCAAGAUAUUGAAGAUUGAAAAUUUGAACUUCACGUCAUCCUGUAUUGCCACUUGAAUUUUCUUCAGCAUUUUCACUUUUUGAGUUUGUAACGACGAUCGCUGGACAAUGAAAUGCGUAUUCAUACUUUAUACCGAUAUUUCCUCUCCCCCCCCAAGUGCAAUGACGAAAACUAAGUGCUUUUUGUUACUUGUUAAAUAUCUAUUUCAUUGUAUUUAUAUAGUUGAUUUUUAUUUACUCUCUUUUAAGGGGUACAUUAAGUACAGUUAAACUAGAAUUACAAUGAACCUUGCGAUCGUUGCUAUAUAAGUAUCACAAUUACGUUCUGCGUGUCAACAAUACAUUUUAGCGUCCCAAAGGAUAGGAUACUGCGCAAUUUAUCAUAAGAAAUUAUAAUUACAAGCUUAUUACUCAGCAAGCCAGAGUGCUGUAGCUUUUAUAGAAUAAGCGCUCUCAUUUCUCUCCAAGAACGAUGAAAAAACCAUCCUCUAUUAUUAUGAUUAUUUCAUUUUGCAAAUUUAUUACUAUUUUUUACCCAAAACUUUAACUUUGUCGAUCGAAGAAAUUGCACUGGAAUGAUUGGGAGAAGUUUUACGAGCCCAUAAAAUUUGAGAUGAUGUUUUUAAUGUAGUAGGACUCGAUGUACCACGAUAUAACUGUUUUAAUUGGAGUUAAUGGUAAAAGACGUUGAGAAUAAGCCGACACAAUCGUUGGUCACCAGGGGUGCCUUAGGUUAAAGAGUAGUUUGUGGUGGACCAAUGCAGGAAAGUGGAAUAUUUGUUGGUAUUGUAUAAAAGAGUCGAAGCACUCUCGUCACCCCUAGCUCACCUCGAGGUUAUGAUGGAGAAUGUACGAGGCAAUGCCAUUCCCCAAGAGGUGACUGUAAAUAAAUGCUGACGAGAGUGAUCACUAGGCAAAAUGAGACACAAUGACAAUAACGUUGAUGAUCAUUUUGUCUCAAUUAUUUCGUCAAUUACAUUAUUGUAUUUUAAGUUUCUCUGCAACGAAUGGUGUUGCAAUUUUAAUAAACAUUUUUGAUGAUCUAGAGGUGACGAGUAAUCAUCGUAAUUGUGAACUAACUUUGUGAUUUUUUUUUUUUUUUUUCGUGGAUUAAUUACGGUGAUUGUACGACGAGAUGUUGAUGAUGUAUGAGCAUUACUUGGAAUGUAAUUAUGUUCAGAGGAUUAAAGAACUAUUCACUGCUA
This is a messenger RNA of Diachasma alloeum, 4698 nucleotides long. RefSeq names its product signal transducer and activator of transcription 5B (gene Stat92E). The record is from RefSeq and is a predicted model, not a curated record. Lineage: Eukaryota; Metazoa; Arthropoda; Insecta; Hymenoptera; Braconidae. The transcript has 5 exons. Gene Ontology annotation, molecular function: RNA polymerase II cis-regulatory region sequence-specific DNA binding; DNA-binding transcription factor activity, RNA polymerase II-specific. Gene Ontology annotation, biological process: defense response; regulation of transcription by RNA polymerase II; regulation of cell population proliferation. Bases 311 to 2833 code for a protein of 840 amino acids.